Cuscuta epithymum is the source of this 2254-nucleotide messenger RNA. NCBI's taxonomy places the organism in Eukaryota, Viridiplantae, Streptophyta, Magnoliopsida, Solanales, Convolvulaceae. The record is from the annotation of a GenBank genome assembly.
AAAAACAUCAUCUAUACCAGCUCUACUCAACUAAGAACAAGUAGAAGGAAGCAAGCAAGAAAAGAGAAGAAGGCUGCCAACUAGUUCGUAUAAUUUCAACCUCGAGAUUGUACACCUCAUAUCUCACGCAUCUCUUAUCCAAUGAGCUUGAAUGAGGUGUCAUUAGAUAGGUAUUGAAGAGAGAUUUCAGACGAGGUGCUUCACUUAAGGAUACGAGGUGUUUACAAUUCAAAAAGGGCAGAUAAACACACGAGGUCUUUUACCAAAAUAUUCUAGACUUCUCAAGGAAUCUAGGAGUGUCCGGAAAAGUCAUCAGAGACGCUGGAGUUUUCGCCGGAAAAUUCCGAAAGUCGCCGGAGUUCAAACAAAGAGGAUAAAAGCUUGAUAGCGUCAUUUCGAGUUCCAUUAUAGAAAAACAGUGGCUUCGUUUAUGCCUAGAUUUUUUGCUCUUUCGAGAAGAUUAGGACCACGAUCUGUGAUCUAGUCACCAUAGCUAGGCUUUUGUAUGCGACCCUCGUAACCCCAAAGAUCCAAGUUGGUACUCAGUCAAAAGGCAUCCGUUCAGAAUUUAGUAACUUUUCAUAGCUGUAUGAUGAGGAAAUGUUCAUAACAAGCUUGAGAAAUGACGUGAUCAUCGUGAAGGAUCUACCACCAACCUUAAAGAACGCAAAGAAAAGGAAAGGAUCUCCAACUUUUAAGCCUAGGAUUACUACUACUCCUGCCUUUUAUAUCUCUGAAGUUAUUCCACAGUUGAGGAAAACGAAUGCGGCUGGGUUAAUUUUGUCAGAUGGAGGAAGCUUGCAGGCCAAUGUUAAUGAACCAUCUGAUGGUAUUGAUGACGAUUGUGAGAGUUCAAGGGAUGAAGUUUCAUCUAUUUCUUCAUACAGUACUAUGAAGAAAAAUAUACACACAUCUAUUUCUGCAGCCUUCAUGUGCCAAAGGCCGCAGAUGGUGGCGAUAGAGGUACCAAAGGUGGAGGUGGGUUAGGUGGCAGCAUCUACAUCACUGCUAAUAGGAUGAAGAUGAGACCGACUACCUACGCCAGAUGCAGAUGCCCUUCGAUCGCAGUCAUCUGCACAUCCAGGUACUCUUUUUCCUCCCCCUCUCCUCCUCCUCCUCCUUCUUCCUCCUCCUCUUUUCUUUUUUUGGUCUUCUCCUUCCCAUCCUCUUCGAUCUUGGGUCCUCUGUUCUCUUCCUCUUUAGAUUUCAAUUUUUUAUUUAAAUUUUGAUUUUUGAAAGUUUCAAAUGAAGAUAAAUUUGAACUCUAAUUUCUUAUUAUCAAUUUUGAAUCUCAAAAUGCCUUGACUAAUAAUUCCAGAAAAUGACACUUUUUGAAUAAGGAAUGUCAAAAUUAUUGGGUAUUUUUACAAAAUGUCACUUAUAUGUCAUUACAAUAUUUUGGAAAUGUCAUAUUGAGAAUGUUAUUUUUCUAUAUGAAAUUGUCAUUAUUGUGACAUUUUCGUAUAUCAAGUGACAUUCUCGCAUAUCAAGUGGCAUUUCUCAUGGAGGUCUGCAUAGACUCAUUGGAGGGGGAGAAAAUGAUUUUUAAUAAUGUCACUUUUAUGACAUUUUAUUUGUCAGGUUGAAAGUUUAAAAAAGAAAAUGGCAUUCCAUGCAAUUUUCAGAAGAGUAAUAAUGUCAUUCUCAUGACAUUUUCAAAACAAAAAUGUUGAUAAAAGUGACAUUUUCUAUUUGCUUGUAGUUUAUGACAUUUGAGGUUCCAAAUUAAUUAAAAUUAAUCAACAAAAAAAUGAAAUCUAAAGAAGAAGAAAAGAGAGGACCCAGAUUUGAAGAGAAUGGGAAGGAGAAGACAAAAGAAGAAGAAGAAGAAAGAAGAAGAGGAGAGGAGAAGAGAUGGAGAGGCAGUUACGACAGCUUCCAUGGCAUCGACCCUGCGCAGGUGUUGGUGGUGUCUCGCUGCAGUGCUUCACGGGACAGUUGGGAGUUUUGUUAACCUUUUGUAUUCAGGGUUAAUUUUGUCCAUCUAAUAUAUUUUAGUCCUAACGAAGGUCUAAAAAACACGGUGGUCCUUAUUUUGCAAAUCUCGAAUCUUUUAGUCCCAUUUUGGCGAUUUACUCUUAAUUAAAGUGGUUUGUGUAGUUAGUUUUUAGUUUCACUUCAUAAAAAAGUUCUGUGGAGGCUAUUUACCCAUGCCAGCUUAAUAAAUGAAAGUUUAAUUCAUAGAGAAGGCUAAUUCAUAUGGCAGCUUGAUACCCCUCUAUGUUUGUGCAUACAAUCCACGCUGAUAAAAGUC